This is a messenger RNA of Musa acuminata AAA Group (dessert banana), 661 nucleotides long. RefSeq names its product large ribosomal subunit protein eL31-like. Gene Ontology annotation, cellular component: ribosome; cytosolic large ribosomal subunit. Lineage: Eukaryota; Viridiplantae; Streptophyta; Magnoliopsida; Zingiberales; Musaceae. Gene Ontology annotation, biological process: cytoplasmic translation. The record is from RefSeq and is a predicted model, not a curated record. Gene Ontology annotation, molecular function: structural constituent of ribosome. The transcript has 2 exons. The coding region runs from base 75 to 440 and encodes 121 amino acids.
UCUUGUUAUUUGGCCGCGCGCUCAAGGUUGAGAGGGGAGAGCUAGCGAGGGAGGGGGAGCCGGCGGCGGCGACGAUGGUGGAGAAGGCGAGCAAAGGGAGGAAGGAGGAGGUGGUGAUGAGGGAGUAUACCAUCAACCUCCACAAGCGGCUUCACGGAUGCACUUUCAAAAAGAAGGCUCCCAAGGCUAUCAAGGAGAUCAAGAAGUUUGCCCAGAAGGCCAUGGGGACUACAGACGUGAGGGUUGAUGUCAAGCUCAACAAGCACAUCUGGAGCAGGGGGAUCCGCAGCGUGCCAAGGCGGGUUCGUGUGAGGAUUGCUCGGAAGAGGAACGACGAAGAGGAUGCCAAGGAAGAGCUCUACUCUUUGGUUACAGUAGCUGAGGUUCCCCCAGAGGGAUUCAAAGGGUUGGGCACCAAGGUCGUUGAUGAAGCUGACUGAACUCUCCACCAGCUCUGGCUGAGUGGAGACCUAGUUUUGCUUGACGGUUCCAGUGUUUUGACAUUUGAAUUUAUCAGGGUAAUGCCCGUGUGAACUCUUUCGAUUAGUUGCUCAAGAAUCCAUCUGUGCACACAUUUAUGUUCCAGCACCUGAUUUCUUAGGUUCUUGUGUGAUCUCUUUUUCUAUUUAAGAACAUAAAAGAGGAUCAAGUAUUUCGUGAA